Protobothrops mucrosquamatus (brown spotted pit viper) is the source of this 2186-nucleotide messenger RNA. RefSeq names its product carboxypeptidase M (gene CPM). The record is from RefSeq and is a predicted model, not a curated record. Lineage: Eukaryota; Metazoa; Chordata; Lepidosauria; Squamata; Viperidae. Gene Ontology annotation, cellular component: cell surface. Gene Ontology annotation, biological process: proteolysis. Gene Ontology annotation, molecular function: zinc ion binding; metallocarboxypeptidase activity. The coding region runs from base 1 to 1392 and encodes 463 amino acids. The transcript is spliced from 9 exons.
AUGUCAGUCGUAGCAGCGGGUUUUGCGGCUACCGGAGAGAGACUGGUUGGCUGCCGUCGCUUCGUAAGAAUAAGGCAGCGCUUGGAGAUGGGCAUCUUCUCCCUGCUGCUUCUGCUGCCUUUGGUAUCCAGCUUGGAUUUCCGCUACCACCACACCAACGAGCUGGAAGCUUUUCUGAAGGAGAUGCAGAAGAAUUACCCUGCCAUCACUCACUUGUACAGCAUUGGCAAGUCAGUACAAGGUAGAGACCUCUGGGUUCUUGCUCUGGGAAGGUCUCCAACCCAGCAUAAGAUUGGCAUACCAGAGUUCAAGUAUGUUGGUAAUAUGCAUGGGAAUGAGGCUCUUGGGCGGGAACUGCUUCUCCAUUUGAUUAAAUAUUUGGUGGAAAGCGAUCAACGUGAUCCAGUCAUUACAAAACUCAUUAACCACACGCGGAUACAUAUCAUGCCUUCAAUGAACCCUGAUGGUUUUGAAGCAUCAGUAAUGUUUGAGUGUGCAUCCACAAUUGGCAGGUACAAUGCUAAUAAAAAAGAUCUGAACAGGAAUUUUCCUGAUCAUUUUACCACCAAUAAUCAAAUUAUCCAGCCAGAGACUAAAGCAGUUAUGAACUGGAUAAAUACUGGAAUGUUUGUUCUUUCUGCUAAUCUGCAUGGUGGAGCACUGGUUGCAAGUUACCCCUUUGAUAAUGGCAAUCUUGUUACAAUUGAUGCAAAUGGUGUUAGCAAAACAGUGGACGAUGAUGUUUUUGUUCAUCUUGCAAACACAUAUGCUAACAAUCAUCGCACAAUGAAUAAAGGGAUUGUGUGUGAUGAUAUGAAUUACUUUAAAAAUGGCAUUACAAAUGGAUAUUACUGGUAUACAGUGAAAGGUAGCAUGCAGGAUUAUAAUUAUGUUUGGGGACAAUGCUUUGACAUUACAUUGGAGUUAUCAUGUUGUCACUAUCCCUUAGAAGACAAGAUUCAAGAUUUCUGGGAUAACAAUAAAAUUGCUUUGAUUGAAUACAUUAAACAAAUUCAUCUAGGUGUAAAAGGUCGUGUUCUGAAUCCAAAUAACAAACCAAUUGCAAAUGUGAUAGUGGAAGUUCAAGGAAGGAGGCACAUAUGUCCUUACAAAACCAAUAAAAAUGGAGAAUAUUACCUUCUCCUCUUGCCUGGAGUCUACACUCUCAAUGCAACCCUCCCUGGAUUUAUGUCAUUACAACAGGAAGUGGUUUUACCAAAUGGUGCAGAAAAAUUCAGUGCCUAUGAAUUUGAUUUUAUUUUCUCAAUGGAAUCUACCUCAGAAAAGUCUGUUCCAUGCCCAUUGAAAUCACUUUACUCAAACAGUAUUAGUAGAUUUACUAUUACAGUGCUUAGUAUUAACUUUCUAAUUUUUGUAUAUAUAGUCAUAUAAAAAUUUGUAUUUUUAAAUUUGCUUUUUAACAGUUGUAUGUACUCGACUAUAGAAGAUUUUAAAGCAUUGAGAUAUUCUGGAUAAUAAAACCUUUGAAUUAACAACUGCAUUUUGUUUCAACCUUUGAGAGUAAGGAAAUGUGCACUCAGGUCACAGUGGUAUAAUUAUUUGUUAAUUUAAUGAAACAUCUUCACUUAAAAUAGAAUUUCUAAUAGAAUUUCUAACACAACUGGCUUUUAGGGAUAAAAGUGAGAAGUCAGAAGAGAUCAAUAGCAUGUUUUACGUGGUCAGUCUUCUCAUUAAGACGAAUGCAACUAUUUGCUUCAAGUUUUUUCCACUGUUCAGGGCGUCUGUACACACAUGGAACCUACUCUGAGCAACCUGAGCCAAUGGAGUGAUUUUAUUAGUACCUACUAAGCAUCUAUAACAAAUGCUCUUGGAUAUGGUGCUGUAUAAAAAAGCAUAAUCUGUUGCUUUUACCUUUCCUCGUCUCUCCUUGGAAUCACAUUUUAGAACUCUAAAUUAGGGAAAAUAUUUCAGUGAAAAACUAUUUUUACAUUCCAAAAGUGCAGUACUAAUGCAGUUUUGCCCCAGAAUACAAAUGGGGAAAUACUAUUUUAUAUGCAUGCACACACACCCCCAAGAAAUACAACAUAUUAUGGAGGCUCUUCUUUGUCAGAUCUCAUUUUAGAAAAUAAAGCUUCAAGUAAAUUGAUCAUCAUCUACAAUCUUUAGAUUGUACGUUUGGAAAGAAAGAAUUAACAUUACAUAUUGUUGCCUCUCCCCACUACCAA